This is a messenger RNA of Cutaneotrichosporon oleaginosum, 2987 nucleotides long. RefSeq lists its product as uncharacterized. NCBI's taxonomy places the organism in Eukaryota, Fungi, Basidiomycota, Tremellomycetes, Trichosporonales, Trichosporonaceae. The record is from RefSeq and is a predicted model, not a curated record.
CCCGUUUCUCCCCUCCCCCUCCCCCACUCACUCACUCAUCAUGCCAAAUCUCAUCUACACCCUCCCCCAAGUCGGCGGUCUCGGCGAUGAGCCGGCUGAGCCUCUCCGCGCACAGAUCGAGCGUGGUCUCCUUGGCACUCCCAAGCCAACCAUCCCCGGCAACACAGACGAAGACAAGAAAUGGGCCUACAAGCGUUCCGUGCCAACGCUCGUGCUCUACGACGAGCAGGGACUUCGGUGAGUAAUCUCGCCCACCAAACUCGGCUCGGCGAUCAAUGUUCCGCCACUCGGCACCCAUCGGUUCCCAAACUCCCGGCUGACUUAAGCCUUUACGACGGCAUCACCGCACACGCCAAGGAGUACUACCUGUUCGAGGACGAGUUGUCGCUGCUCAAGGAGCACGGUUCCGAGAUCGCUGCCGCGAUGGGCUUCCCCCGUCGCCGCCGCCGUGACUUCCCGCCGCCCAAGGAAUGGAAGCCGGCGCGUUGGGGUGACGCAGACGUCGGUCGCUGGAACAACGGCGUCAACGGUGAAGAGGGGCUUGCAGCUGGUGUCGAGCGCGGGUGGGACGUCGUCGAACUGGGCGCUGGCGCACUUCGGAAGACGGCUCAUCUUCUUACCGCACUGGCCGACACACUUCCUCCGACCGACGCGGCGCCGAUCACGUAUCACGCCUUGGACCUAAGCUUCCCGGAGCUCGACCGCGUCCUCGGUCAAAUGGAGGAGGGGUACGGCGCCGCUCUCGAGGGCCGCGUCGCCUGCGUCGGUCUGCACGGCGACUACAACGCUGGCAUCAAGGUCGUGCGCAGCGGCACGCUCGCCGACCUCACUCGUAGCAGCGAGGAAGCCACCCCGUCCACGCCGUCGGACGACGCGGCCAGUGCCCCCGGCUCCCCGCUCUCGGCCAAUCUUGUCACUCCCGCGAUGGAGGCGACCGAUCUACCCUCGAUUGCGGGUCACGACGACCUCUCCAUCGCGGACGAAGUCGAUCUCAAAGACACGCGUGCCCCCGCCGUGGAGACGCCGGCGCCCACAUCUGACCGCCCGCUCCACUUCAUGUUCCUCGGCUCAUCCUUGGGCAACUUUGCGCGUGAGGAGGCCGCGCCGUUCCUCAAGUCGCUCCCACUGCGGCAAGGCGAUACGCUUCUCCUCGGCCUUGAUGGGCGCCCGCCUAACGACCCCGAGGGCAAGAAGAAGGUAGAGAUCGCGUACAAUGACCCGAGCGGGUACACCAAAGCGUUCGAGGAGCACGGAUGGGACGUGGCGCGCAAGGAGCUCGGCCUCGAGCCGGACGACGGCAUCGAGUUUGUCGGGCGCUACAACGAGGCGCUGGGUAGGCACGAGGCGUAUUACCGCUCCAAACGGAAGCAGACGAUCCCUCUAUCCAACGAGAGCGUCGAGCUCGAGGAGGGCGAGCUGCUCCACAUCGAGUGGAGCUUCAAGUACUCGCUCGCCGAGGCGCUCACCAUGUUCGAGGAGGCCGACCUGCGCGUCGUCGACUCGUGGAAGGCGCCCAACUCGGAGUACAGGCUCUGGCUUCUGGAGCGCCCUGCCGUGCGCUUCGCCGCCUCCCCCGAUGAGAGCCGGGUCGCGCGCUCCCUCCCCACCCUGCGCGAGUGGGACGAGCUGUGGGCGCUCUGGGACCACAUCACGCUGGGCAUGAUCCCCAAGGAGAUGCUUCACCAGAAGCCCAUCGACUUGCGCCACAUCUGUCUAUUCUAUCUUGGUCACAUUCCGACCUUCCUCGACAUCUACAUGACGCGCAUGACGCGGGUCACGGACGGCAAGCCCACGCACCCCGAGUACUUCAAGGACAUCUUUGAGCGGGGCAUUGACCCCGACGUCGACGACCCCACGCAGGUGCAUGCGCACUCUGAGGUUCCGCAGCGCGAGGAGGACUGGCCCUCGCUCGACCAGAUCACGCGCUUCCGCGACGCCGUGCGCCAGCGUCUGCGCAAGAUCUACGCCGACACGCACGACGGGCGCCAGCUUUCGCGCUUCGAGGCCCGCUCCCUCUUCAUGGCGUACGAGCACGAGGCGAUGCACGCCGAGACGCUCCUCUACAUGCUGCUGCAGAGCCCGUUGACGCGAGCCCCAACCAAGACGCCCGAAUGGGAGACGCUAGCUGCACACUGGGCGGUCGAAGCCGAGGCCGCCGCGGCGCACGGCUGGGCCGGCAUCCUCGACGUGCCCGCCACGCGCGUUGUGCUGGGGCACAACGACAGCGAGGGCGACGACGCUGGCCACGCCGAGCACGAGUUUGGCUGGGACAUCGAGCACCCAGCGACGGCGGUGGAGGUCGCGCCCUUCCGCGCCUCCGCGCUGCCCGUCACGAACGGGGAGUACUUGGAGUGGGUGCGCGCGAUUGGCGCGAUGCCGGCGCUGGACGAGCGCUCCGCCCCCGCCUCGUGGGUGCGCGUUGACGGCGAGUGGGCCGUCAAGACCCUCUUCGGCGCCGUGCCGAUGCACAUCGCGGCCUCGUGGCCGCUCAUGGCGAGCCGCGACGAGCUAGCGGCAUACGCCGCGAGCCGCGGCGGGCGCUUGCCGACCGAAGCCGAGCUCCGUGCCCUCUGGGCACACCCGCACGGCCCCCGCCCCGCCGGGCUCACAGCCAACAUCGGCUUCCGGGCGUGGCACCCCACGCCGCCGCGCCCCGCGGUGCGCGACACCGCCGGCGGCGUCCUGCACGGCCACAACGGCGGCGUGUGGGAGUGGACGGACACGCCCCUCGCCGGCUUGCCAGGCUACGAGGCCAGCAAGCUGUAUCCGGGAUACAGCGCUGAUUUCUUCGACGGCAAGCACUACGUCGUCCUCGGCGGCAGCUUCGCGACCGUGCCCCAGAUCGCGCGCCGCGCCAGCUUCCGCAACUGGUACCAGGGCAACUACCGCUAUGCGUGGGUCGGCGGGCGCGUCGUGUACGACGCGUAGUGUUGUAUUAUCUGAAGUGUAGUCUGUAGAAAAAAUACAAAUGUACAUGUGCUCGAGCG